Molecule: messenger RNA, 663 nt
Organism: Aspergillus nomiae NRRL 13137
Lineage: Eukaryota; Fungi; Ascomycota; Eurotiomycetes; Eurotiales; Aspergillaceae
Product: mitochondrial 37S ribosomal protein bS16m
Exons: 3
Coding region: 56-367 (103 amino acids)
Biological process (GO): mitochondrial translation
Cellular component (GO): mitochondrial small ribosomal subunit; ribosome
Molecular function (GO): structural constituent of ribosome
Source: RefSeq, a predicted model, not a curated record
AUAGACCUUCUGUCGGACACUCACUGCUGCCGGUCAAUUCCAUUCAGCCUUCAAAAUGGUCGUCCGUAUUCGUCUGGCCCGAUUCGGGAACAAGCAUCAACCAUUUUACAACAUUGUUGUUGCGCAGGCACGGAGUGCUCGUAACUCGAAACCUUUGGAGGUCAUUGGCACUUACAACCCCGUCCCGCAACGCCCUACGAACCUCUCCGACGAGGAAGCCCGCAGCGCAAGGCCAUACAAGGAAGUAUCACUUGACCGGUCCCGAGCCAAGUACUGGAUCGGUGUUGGAGCGCAGCCCAGUGAUGGUGUGUGGCGGUUACUGAGCCUGGCUGGCAUCGGCGAUGGCAGAACAAAGACACAGAACUAAAACUUGUUUCAUUCAUACCCAGAUUUCUUGUAUUGAUUGAUGCAUCGCUAUCCCGAUCUUUACGUCAGUGAUUGAAGAGGACGGCCUAUUUGACUUGAUAUACUCUUUGAGUGCCAUGUUUUGGCAUUUUCCAUGGCGUUAUUGCGUGAACCUUUUCUGGAAUAUAUUGGUUCGAUGACCGAACCUUGUACCUGUACAUUAUGUGAGCUGGUUGUGUUUAAUUGUGACAUGAGAGAAUCGCAUUUGUCGAUUACGGACUGAGAACAAUAAACUAUGGAGGGCCACGCUGCGCCCUG